Messenger RNA from Phaedon cochleariae (mustard beetle), 2175 nucleotides. NCBI's taxonomy places the organism in Eukaryota, Metazoa, Arthropoda, Insecta, Coleoptera, Chrysomelidae. The record is from the annotation of a GenBank genome assembly.
GUCAGAAAUAAAUGAAAGCAAAGUGGCAAAAGUGAGACUCGUAGCACUAGUAACUCAGACGAAUUUUCUUUUAUUCGUCUGAGACUAGUAACAAAAAACCAAAUAGACCAAAGACUAAUAAGAAGGGUUAGUGUUAGUGACGAGCCAGCUGGAGUUCGGACACAGAAAUGAAUACAAACUGUUGUCCCUGAUUUAUAGAUAACGGGAGUACUUUCGUUACAUGGCACCUAUUCGUGAAAAGAUAUUCUCCAUGUCAACUGAAAAUAGUGAAAACUUGUAUAGUAAUAAUUGCCAGCUGAAUUAGUUGCAAGUUAAAACAACACAUAGGUACCAACCUAGUACCUACCUAUUUUACAUUGAUAUGGAUAAUUUCCUGGAUGAUGAAUCUAUAUGUAAAUUGUGUUUGAACUUGAUGAAUGAUGAAUAUUUCAUUAUUGAUAGCUUAAUAGUACAGAAACUACAGGCCUUUUGCUCAAAUGAGUCUUCUACCAUCAAGUUUACCCUACUGAAAGACUUUCUAAUGUGUUAUACAUGUUCCAAGCUGUUACAAAAAUUGGACAACCUUCUAUAUAAGGAUUCCAAAACUAUCCAGAGAAAAAAUACCAUUUUAGUAGAAAAUAAACAUUCACUGGGAAAUUAUUCAGAAAUAAAUUUGUCCAGUUCACUGAGAUAUCCUGAAAAUGCUUGCAAUGUUUGUUGUGGAUUUAUUAUUGACAAAUACCAUGUCAUUUCCAAUGAUGGUAUACAAAUGUUUGAUAAUUUGGGUGUUUCUGUUUCCUCAGGCUCCAAAGUUUGCCAGGAAUGCUUUGAUUCAAUUUAUGAAUUGAACAACUUCAAAGUUGCAUUCAUUGAUAUUCAAAAUUUCAUCAGGGCUUAUUGUGAAACAUUUGAUAUUUCAAAUGAAUCAGAGUUGAAUUUGAGUCAUGUUAAAUUUUGUAAGACUUAUUCACACCAUCUUGAUCAAUUAGAUGCAUGUUCAGAAGAUAAUUCAAUUAAAAUAGAAGAAAAUGACCUUGAAGAGAGUAAUGCUGAAAACUUCAACAUAUACAGCUCAGUUGUGGAAGAUUUAGAAAAUCAUUUGAAAUACCAUGAUGAAUUCCAUGAAAAAGUUGAGUAUGGGUCUUCAGAAUGUGCAUACAAAUCAGAAUCACUGGAAAGUCAAAAGAACCAUUCAGCAUGUCACAUUGAAGAGGAUAUUGACUCUGAUCAAUAUUCAUUCAAAUCAACAAUGAACAGUAAGUAUAAUAGUUUUGUCAAUUUUCUUACUAAGGAUUUUCACAAUUCCGCACCUAAAAACCAAGACAUAAUAACUCGCCUAAUAAUCUGAUAAUACCGAUUUCAUUUGGUGACGACUCAAAGCGAGGUAUGAAAAAAUGAACGAGUAAAAUAUAAAUACUGUCUAAACGAGGAGAGAAAAUCCCAAAAAAUCUGGAAUAAUGAAAUUUUUAUUUAAGCAAAGCAAAAGGGCAUUCUCAAGACACAUCUACUCAUCCAUGAGGAGCCUGAAGAUCUAAAAAUGUUCAAGUGUCAUAUUUGCGAUUAUAAAGCAAAGCAAAAGGGCAUUCUCAAGACACAUCUACUCAUCCACGAGAAGCCUGAAGAUCUGAAAAUGUUCAAGUGCCAUAUUUGUGAAUAUCAAGCAAAGCAAAAGGGCAUUCUUAAGACACAUCUACUUAUUCAUGAGUGGCCGGAAAAUAUCAAAAUGUUCAAGUGCCAUAUUUGCGAAUAUCAAGCAAAGCAAAAGGGUACACUCAAGACACACCUUCUCACUCAUCAGAAGCCGGAAGAUAUCAAAAUGUUCGAAUGUCAUGUUUGCAAAUAUCGAGCAAAGCAGAAGGGAACUUUGAAGACACACCUGCGCACUCACCAGAAGCCUGAAGAUAUCAAAAUGUUCAAAUGUGAAUGUUGCUCUUACCAGUCUAGGAUAAAAAAUAGUAUUCGGAGGCAUUUUCUCAAGCAACAUUCCAAGGAUCAUGUGUCUGCAUUAUUAUUCAAUUGUCAUCUGUGUGAAUAUAAAACGAUGAAGAAGAAAUGUUGGAAAAGUCAUUUGCUGAAGAUUCAUAGGAAUGCUAAGAGCAAUUUGGAAUGAGGCUUUGUAAUGUAUUCUUACCUUUUACAAUAUAUCCUUAGUUUUUACAAUGUUUCCUUUGCUUUUACAAUAAAUUGAUUCCCUUA